ACUCGAAUUAUCCACAUGUACCAAUUUGUAUGUCGGCGACUUUUACGAGCGGAGGAAUGAAGUAUCUGUUGAAUUAAGGUAUCUUAUUUGCUGACCGAACGGUGAUAACGUUGCUAGAAUUUAAAUCGCUACGAAAACCGCGGGUGAUUGUCUUUUGUUACCCCCCAAAAAAACUCUGUGAAAGUCGAGCGAUUCCUCCGAGGUGACUUUUUAUAGAGAAAACAUACUAUUAAGUCAAAAUGAAUAAUGGGAAACAAACAAACGGUGAUACACAGUUAAGAGUUGAAGAUAUUGAACCAAGUUUCAAGAAAAAAGGCACCACAACAAAGUUGGAGAAGUAUCUGAUAUCGUUUUGCGUUGUUGUCUUGGCUGUUUGUAUUGUGUUUGUGGUGCUCUAUGUUAGCGAAACGAGAGAAAAAUCCUCUAACUCUGCCGGAGAAUCUGGUGCUUUGACCUCAGAUAAUAUUUGUCUAACACCUGAAUGUUCCAUAGCCGCUUCGCGAUUACUUAGUUCUUUGAACACAAAGGUUGAACCGUGUAAUGAUUUCUACGAGUUCGCUUGCGGAACAUGGAUGAAGAAGAAUGUGAUUCCGGAGGACCGCUCCAGCUACGAUAAGUUUGGUGUUGUACGAGAAGACGUGGAAGUCAUCAUGAAAAUUGUACUAGAGGCGCCCUCUGCAGCAGACGACCCAGUAUCAGUGACGCACGCUAGGAACCUGUACCAUUCCUGCAUCAACCAAUCUUAUAUAGACAGCCGCGGUAUUGAACCCACCUUUGGCCUUCUGAAGGAGCUCGGAGGUUGGCCAGUUUUAGGAACCAACAGAGGCGGACAUUGGAACGAGUCGGAGUAUGAUUUGACGACACUUCUGUUCAAUCUGUUCCGGUACAACAACAAACCAUUGAUUGACUUGUAUGUUUACACCGACUCCAAAAAUUCUUCUAAAAGAAUAAUAUUUCUUGACCAACCAAGUUUUGGAAUGCCUGGUCGAAAAUACUACCUCAAUGGCUUGAACGACCCAAUGGUGCGCGCUUACAAGACGCUUGCAACAACUGUGGCAGGGGAAUUCCAUGCAGAUCCAGUGACAGCGGACAACGAAAUGGAAGAUGUGGUCAGACUGGAAACCGAAAUCGCAAACAUUUCCAUGAGAGAUGAGGACAGGAGGGACAGCUUUGCUUUGUAUAAUCCUAUAGAAAUGCAAAAACUGAACGAAAAUUACACUGUUCCUGCUGAUGCGAGCUUUAACUGGGAGAAUUUUAUCACACGUGUGAUGGCCAUUGAAGGAGUUGAUGUGUAUAUCCCCCAAAACGAGACAAUUAUUGUUAGAGCCAUUCCAUACUUUUCAAAAAUGUUUGAAGUUCUGGGGAAAUAUUCUAAAAGAACCGUCGCAAACUACCUUGUCUGGCGUAUCAUGAAAAACAGGAUAAAUAAUUUGUCUCAAAAAUUUCAAGAUCUGGUGACCGAGUAUAACAAGGCGUUAUUUGGAACAUCCACUCCCAGAGCAAGAUGGCGGACCUGUGCGUCUUACGUCAACAAUUACUAUGGGUUGUCUCUCGGUCGUCUGUUCGUUAAAGAAGCAUUCGAUGAAAGUGCAAAAGAACAGACUUUGGAUAUGAUUCAUAAUUUGAGGACAGCUUUUGGAGAACUUGUGGAUGAAAACAAAUGGAUGGAUGACGCUACUAGAACGCUCGCAAAAGAAAAGGCAAAAUUUGUUCAAGAAAAGAUUGGGUACCAAGACUUCAUCUUGAAUACUACGGCGUUAGACGGUUAUUAUGAAAAUUAUACAGCAAAGGCAGAUACCUAUUUUGAAAACGUCCUGUCAAAUUUGAGACGGUCUACCAUUGAUUCCUUGCGGUACCUUCGAUUUGAUGUGGAUAAAAAUGACUGGGGCACUGCACCUGCCACUGUCAACGCCUAUUACAACAGUGUUUUAAACAGGAUCAUGUUUCCCGCUGGAAUUCUACAGCCUCCAUUCUUCUCCAGCACACAAUCCAAAUCUAUGAAUUACGGAGGUAUUGGGGUCGUCAUUGGACACGAACUCACUCAUGGAUUUGAUGACCGAGGAAGACAAUACGACAAAGAUGGCAACCUCAAGCAGUGGUGGACGGAUGAAGUGAUACGGGCCUUUAAAAAUCAGACCCAAUGCCUGGUUGACCAGUAUGGCGACUUCUCCGUUCCGGAGGCUGACGGGAUGAAGAUGAAUGGUAUAAAUACUCUUGGAGAAAACAUUGCAGACAAUGGAGGUUUAAAAGAAAGCUAUAGGGCCUACAGACGAUGGGUGGAAUCUCGGGGGUAUGAAGAGGAACAAUUGCCUGGUGUUAAAUACACGCAUGAUCAAAUAUUCUUCAUUAACUUUGCUCAGGUAUGGUGUGGAAAUAUGAGGAGAGAGUCGGCCAUUAAUCGAAUUCUGACCGGAGUACACAGUCCGGGCAGAUUCAGGGUGAUAGGCACUUUGCAGAAUUCUGCAGGUUUCUCCAGAGCAUUCAAUUGCCCAGCCACUAGCUUUAUGAAUCCUGUGAAGAAAUGUUCGGUGUGGUAGUGUUCGAGAACCACAAUACAUUCAUAAAUUGUAUGUUUUUUCCCAGGUACUGUCGAUGUAAGAGACUGUAAACAAAUCUAAUUGGUUUAUGAUCUCAGUGCAGUAUUUAACAUUCUUAAAAACGGUGUUAAAUAUUGACAUGGUUGGCAUGUAUUACAAGCGAAAUGAGUUAAAAAUCUAAAGACAUUUAUAAUCGAACAGACCAAUAUAACAUAACAGUAUUGAUUAAAUGUUCAUGUGAUAAAACAGGAACUACGCUAUUGAUCAGUUUUUAGUCAAAAUUACGUUUUUCAACAAACUUUGAAAUUGUAACAAUUUCUAUUGAAACAGAAAAAAAGGAAUUUAAGGGUAAAAUAUCUAUACAUUUUUUUUUUCAAUAAUUUUUUUUAAAUAUUGUCUAAGAAAAAUAAAUCAUAUUGUAAUAUUCAAAACCCAUAUAUCCGGAUUUUCUUCCGAGUUGUUUUCAUAUUAUGGAAAUACAAAAGCAAUCUGCAAGAACAUGUGCCGUAUCCGUUUUUAACUGAAGGUUAUAUUUUAUAAAUUAUACAUGGACUACUUAAGAAAUAUGAUGAUAUUGCUGUGAUAUUGUACUAUCAACAUAUAAAUAAAAUGUAUCAAUAUGUAAUUUAUUUCCAUAAUUUACGUGAUGAUGAUUGUAAUACUUUAUUACAUGUAUCUUAGCAUUUUGUAACACAUGUAUCCACAUUGUAUACGGUUUAUAUAUUGAUCAUAUUAAACAAAAUUCAUAGAUUAUGCACUGUAUUUUCUUGUUAACAUUACCUAAAAGAAAAGUUUGAAUAAAUAAAGAGAAAGUA
Ostrea edulis (European flat oyster) is the source of this 3352-nucleotide messenger RNA. RefSeq names its product neprilysin-like. The transcript has 22 exons. The record is from RefSeq and is a predicted model, not a curated record. Gene Ontology annotation, cellular component: plasma membrane. NCBI's taxonomy places the organism in Eukaryota, Metazoa, Mollusca, Bivalvia, Ostreida, Ostreidae. Bases 240 to 2537 code for a protein of 765 amino acids. Gene Ontology annotation, molecular function: metalloendopeptidase activity. Gene Ontology annotation, biological process: protein processing.